AUGGCUGAAUUAACAUUUGUUAUUAAAAAACAAAAUUUGAAAAUGUCUGCUUUUCUCGGUAUCCCGACCGCAGUGCUUACGGACUCUUAUAAACCUACUCACGCGUUUCUGUUCCCUGAAGCUAUAAAGAGUGUAGCGUAUGGUGAAUUUAGGAGCGGGUAUAAUGGUGACAAAGAGGACACUCGCAUAUUAUUUUAUGGGAUCCGAUACAUAAUUGAAAAUUAUAUUUCUGUGAAAUGGACUUUACAAGAUGUUGAAUUGGCAGAAAAAUUUUAUGGAACUCAUAAUGCCGAAAAUGACGGGUACUUUCCUAUAAAAAUUGAAGCAUUACCGGAAGGUACUGCUUGCCACGUGCAUACUCCUGUUUACCAGAUUACAGCCGAAAAGGAAUAUUCAUUAUUGGUUACAUUCUUGGAAACAUUGAUCACAAUGAUUUGGUAUCCUACGACCGUGGCAACACUUUCGCGCCGUGCACGUGAUGUAGUCGAACAAGAAUAUAAUGAUACCGUUGAUGACGGUAUCAAAGAUUGGUCAUUGGAAACUAAAUUACAUGAUUUUGGUUUUCGGGGAUGUACCUCAUUAGAACAAUCUGUAAUUGGAGGUUCCGCUCAUUUGAUCAAUUUCACUGGAUCUGAUACAAUGAGCGCUGGUUAUUAUGUUCAAUUUAAACUCAAUAAUGGAAAACCUGUCGCCUCCUCCAUUCCAGCGACUGAACAUUCCGUUAUGACUGCUCAUAAAACCGAAAAAGACGCUAUUUUGCGCAUGAUCGAUCGGUUUGGUAUUGGUGUAUUUGCUUGUGUGAUGGACUCCUAUGAUUAUGCUAACGCGUUAAAUAAAAUUUUACCAUCAAUUGCCGCUCAAAAGGUUGAAAAGGGUGGUUUCAUGGUUCUUAGACCUGAUAGUGGUGAUCAAGUGGAAGUGGUUUUGAUGGCACUCAGAGCUGCUGAUAAAGUGUUUGGAAGUGAUGUAAAUAAAAAAGGUUAUAAAAUCAUUCGAGGUUGCUCUGUCAUUCAGGGUGAUGCUGUUACCAUCGAAUCCAUGAAAAAAAUUUUGCAUGCGGCUAAGGAAGCCGGUUAUUCAGCAAAAAAUAUCGCAUUUGGUAUGGGUGCUGGAUUGUUACAGAAGCUUAAUCGUGAUACAAUGAGCUUUGCUACAAAAUUGUGUCACAUAACUUAUGCUGAUGGGUCUCGAAGAGACAUUAUGAAAAGCCCUAAAACAGAAACCGGAAAAAUUAGUUUGCCCGGUGAAUUUGUCGUCAAGAGAAAUGAACAUGGAGUACCAAUUGUUUAUCCUAAAGAGGUUUGUGCAGAAAACGAUCCUGAAAACCUCCUACGUGUGGUUUAUGAUCAUGGUAAAGUAAUUGAAUGGGAUGACUUUAAUACUAUUCGAGAACGUGCGGCUAAAGAAUGGUCAUGUUUACCACGUUCCUACGAUAACAUUAGUCCUGAACUUAGAGAGAAAAUUUCAAAAUGCAUUAAGGAGAUUAAAAGUAGAUUGGAAGAAAUGUAA
Cetraspora pellucida is the source of this 1509-nucleotide messenger RNA. The record is from the annotation of a GenBank genome assembly. NCBI's taxonomy places the organism in Eukaryota, Fungi, Glomeromycota, Glomeromycetes, Diversisporales, Gigasporaceae.